Bactrocera oleae (olive fruit fly) is the source of this 4693-nucleotide messenger RNA. RefSeq names its product CNMamide Receptor (gene CNMaR). Gene Ontology annotation, biological process: G protein-coupled receptor signaling pathway. Gene Ontology annotation, cellular component: plasma membrane. The record is from RefSeq and is a predicted model, not a curated record. Gene Ontology annotation, molecular function: G protein-coupled receptor activity. Lineage: Eukaryota; Metazoa; Arthropoda; Insecta; Diptera; Tephritidae.
CACUGUACACUUUGGAUGACAGCAACGAAACACUGCACACAUUGGCGAUGCUCAGCAUUAUGUUGAACUAUUAUUAUGUGCCGAUUUUGGUAGUUGGCGGCAGUUUGGGCAACAUACUGUCGGUCAUUGUGUUCUCCACCACGAAAUUGCGCAAAUUGUCGUCGAGCAUUUACUUGGCGGCGUUGGCCGUGAGCGAUACGUGUUUCUUGUGGGGACUCUUCAUACAGUGGUUGAAUUUCAUCGAUAUUCAAAUAUAUAAUCGUGAAUUCUUCUGUCAAUUCUUUACGUUCUUCAGCAGUUGGGCGUGCUUUUGUUCUGCGUGGUUCGUGGUGGCGUUCACCGUUGAACGCUUCAUUGCUGUGGCGUUCCCACUUAAGCGGCAGACAAUGUGUACGGUGCGUCGUGCGAAGUUCGUCAUCGGCGCGCUAACUGUAAUGGGCGUAUUGCAUUGUGUGCCAUUUUACGUUUCGUCGGCGCCCAUUUAUUCGCACAAAUUGGAGGCGGUCUUAUGUGAUGUGAAUUCGGAUUUGAAGAACUUUAUGACUUAUAUGAACUACUUUGAUACAUUGGUGGUUUUCGCGUUGCCAUUCGUUUCGAUAUUCAUAUUGAACACCAUAACCAGCUAUCGCGUUUGGAAAUUUGCAACUGUGCGACGCUCAUUGACAAUGCAAAAGAGGAAAACACAUCAAUUGUCUAGAGACUCGCUGAUGUCUUCAACGUAUCUUACGACUUCAUUGAAGAAUCACAAGAAUUCCACAGCGCAAACUAUGCUGACCGAACUUGAGCUACCGAUCUGCAAACGAAGAUUAGAGAAACAAAAAGUCAACAGCUCAUCGCAAUUGAAGGUAACUAAGAUGCUGUUAAUUGUGUCCUCCGUUUUUGUAAUUCUCAACUUGCCCAGCUGUGUGAUGCGCAUAGAAACGUAUUUGGAGACGCAGACAUCCACUAACGAGAAGGCCACAGUAAUUUGCCAGUACAUUUUUCAACUGCUUUUCGUCACAAAUUAUGGCAUCAAUUUUGUCCUAUAUUGUGUAAGCGGUCAAAAUUUUCGCAAAGCAGUAAUAAGCAUGUAUAGAAAUAUGUUUAAGCGGGCGACAACGCAGCGGGAAGGCACCACACAAGUGACAAGAGUGUCCGAGUACUGCCGCAACAGCGGCGCCACCAGCGCGUCCCAACGACGACGUGCCAUGUCGACGAAAAACUGGAUGGAAGCACACGAACUUCGGCCACUCAAAUAAUCAAUCAGCUGUGCGCCUGGUUGUUGUCGAAUCGCACUCAUUUUUUUGUCGUAAUAUUUUAUACGUUCGACGUGUAAAUAAAACUGAAUUUAAAUUGCAAACUUUUUUGCGAAUGUGCAAUUGUUGCUUGGAAAUCGCACGAAGUAGUGAGAGUAAACAAAUAUUUUUUUUAUCAAAUACUACAAGCAUAACUGUAUAUUUAACACACAUCUAGCAUAUUACUUCAAGCUGUCAUUAACUGUCAGUUGUGGCAUAAUUUGUAAGGUAUUUGUAAUUUAUAGAAUAAAAUGUUUGAGCACAGCUGGUAACUUUAAAUUUUAAAUUAAAAAUAAGGAUUUUGUAAGAACAUCGACUUUUUAAUGGUUGAGUAACUGUUUAAGAGGUUAUAAACACAUGUGAAUUGCCAAAAAACUAUUUUUUCUGUUUUGCAUUAUAUUGCAUGUACAUUUAUUUGAUAAUUUUCUCGGAAAAUUUUAAGUUAAUAUGGCAAUUAUUUCGAAGAUAUAUAUAGAAGGAAUUUUUUAAAUUGUGUUCAGCAUUGUAAUCGGCUCCGAAAACUUUAAACGAGUUUUACUCGACACUCUGUUUUCAGAGUCGAUGAGAAAAUUUUCGCCGAGACGGCUGAAUCGAUCUACUUGAAACGACCGGGUUAGAUAGUUUGUCAGGUACUGAUCUAAGGUAUACGAUUUUCGUUGAUAAUUUCGACUUUUUAAGCUACUCGGCAGCGAAAAAUUUUGAAAUCAUCUUGUCACUUUCUUCUCUAUUGCCUGGCUUUUGCCAGACUGAGAUUGAAAUAUCUUGAUAGACACAUCUUUGGAGCAAGUAGCGAAGUGACUGGGAUUGAUAUUAACCGCCUUAAUAAAUUUUUGGUUAACUCAAAGCGCUGUGUCGAUCUAUGCGGUGAUACGCUUUAAGAAGCUUUUAGGUAACACAAACGACAAAUAUUUGUCCAAGUGCGAUCCAACGAUUUUGAAUAAAUCCUACGACCUCUAACCUACCCCAAGACUUGCCUAUAAGUAACUUUCUAAAUACUCAAACUCAUACUGUUGUCGAGUUAAAAUGUAAAUCUAAAGCAAAUGGAAAAACAAAGGAAUCAAUAUGACUUAAUUUUCAUCUGAGGAUUUCAUACAGUAUUGUGAGUCUUAAUGCUCAUCCCUAAAUAGGAGCAAAACCGUCCAAAGACUGCCAAAAAUCCUAAUUUCUAUGAAAAUUGGUGAAGCCAGUUAAAUAAAAAAUUCCGGAAUAACGCGACGCUUCUGCUAAGAAAUUUGACCUUUUGAUUUUAGGAGAACUUAGAACUUAGCGGCUGAGAGCAGAAAAGCGAAUAGAAAAGAAGAUAAAGAUGAGAAAAAAAAUUUAAAUAUGCUAUUUUAACAGCUUCAAUAAUUAUCCUUCAUUAAGUCAUAUAUUAUAUAACAUGAACUUCUAUAAAAUUAGAAAACGUCAGAAGAUAGGGCGCACGUUAUAGCACCUAAAUUUGGGGACGGCAAAUUACAGAUUUAUAAAGCUAUCGAGUUGAGCAUCAUAAAUUUCUCUAAGGAAUUCAGAAUCACAUUUUCAUGUUAAAUAUAUAUUAUAUAAAUAUCUAUGUUAUAUAUACGUACAUUAAUUUAUAAAUUUAAAUUUCUCUCGUUAAUUUAUCACAAGGUUCUUUUGAGUGAUAUUUUAGUAAAGUGAGUAAUUUUAAUAGUGUCCAGCAACUCUCUCCCACCGGGAGAUAUAAAAUGCAUGAUUAGUCCAUCUAAAGCUUAUUAGUUAUUUGCAAUUACAUAUAAUUUCAAUAUAUGAAGGGUAGAGCGAUAGGGUAGAGCGAAAAAAAAAUUUUUUUUUUGGCCAAAAAAAUGUUUAACUCGUAAAUUUCGAAUUCGAAUUUUUCUUUUAAAAGUGAAAAAAUAUUUUUUUUCCCAAAAAUUUUCUAUUUUUAUAAUCUACAAAUAAUUCCCUCGGCUUAGCAAUACAAAAAAAAAAUAUUCGCUUCACCCUAAUGUACGUAGCGCUCCGUUUAAUUUAAUAUUUAUUUUAGUCAACGUUGGAGUGCAGCCGGUCAUUAAUUUCCAAUAUGUGAUUAGCUAACAGUUUGAUUAUGAAACAACAUUUAUGCAGAUACAUAUGUGUAUAUGUAUAAGUGCAUAUGUAAAUGCACAUAAAGGAUAAUUGUAUAAUUACGCAGCUUAAAUUUAUCUAGACAGCAUUAGCUUUGUGCAUAAUAUAUUGUUUGUAUUAAAUGGCUAGGCACUAAUGACAGCAUAAGUAUAUAUCAUAUAUAAUAUAUCAGUAAAUAAAUAGCUUUUGUUAUUGUUGUAAAAAUGUGCAAAUAUUUUAAUGAUUAAGGUUCACAAGGCAAAUUAUAAAAACAAAAUAACGGUAUGAAAAUAAAAUAUAUCUGUGUAAAAAUUAAAUUAUUUAAGCUAGAUUCGCAUGAUAGAAAAUCUCAUGAGAGAUUUGCUUUUGAUUGGUGAUCAGAACUUUAUUUUCAGAAAUGCUAAAAAUGUAUCAAUUAGAAAAGCAAAGUGGCGUAAAAAUUGUUAUUGUAAAAUAAAAUACAAAAAAAAAAUAUAUAUAUAUACCUAUAUAAAAUAUCACUCCCAAUUUAAUGUUUGAUAUGUUGAGACAUAUGAAAUAUGUAAUUUGGUUAAGCUGUUAUAUUUAGUUUGUAUUUAACUAUGUAAUAUUAGCGCGUCCGUUAUUUUCCAAGUUGCUUUUUUUUACUGACGACACCUGAAGUUUCACUUGUUGCCCUAAAAAAAAUUAGUCAAAAUAAACAAGCUCUUUAUAUGUUAUAUAUAACAUGCGAUUGUUUUAUAUUAUUGUAUUAAGCAGGUGAAACGACAACUUUGAAAAGGUGAUAGAUAAUCUAAUACAAAAUUUUACGCUCUACAAAAACAAGGUUUUAAUAAUUUUUCCCAUAAAAUCGUUGCUUUAAAAGUAAUACGCAGUUGAAGUUAUAUAUAAAAUGACCGGAGCAUUUAUACAAGUGAAUUAUAAAUACUGUGUUACUCAUACGACAUGGUGUACUGUAUGAAUACAGUGUGUACAUUUGAUGCAUAACUUUGAUUGCGCAUAACUUUUAAAGCACGUUUUUAUAGAAAAAUAAUAAUUAAGUAAUCAAUCGGACGGGCGACCAAACUUUGGGAUAAAACUCAAAUUUAAAAAAACAACGCCACCAUUUUGUCCGUUUUUCAUCUUAUUUUUGAUUGGGUUUGUUUUAUUUUUAGGUUUCAUCCACGGAGAAGGCCAGUGUAGCACCUUUUUUUAGUGCAGUAAAAAAUUUCACUGUAUAUUCUUGAAACAUGUAUAAAUAUAGCCUCUUUUAAGGCAAAACCUAAAACUUCAGGGGGAGUAUGAAAAACAAAAACAACUUGGGAUUGGCAGACGUGAUAGAUUUCUAAAAUGUGUGUAAAAAUAUUUUUCAUCAUUUCAAAUAAAGUAUGUUAUUAAGAAAUACCACAACAAUA